ACAGCUCGCCUAAUCACCACCAUUAUAACGCUCGUUUCACUCGCUUCGAUCUUCCUACACCAUCCAACCCACUUAAUCAAACCCAAAAUGCGUUCUCAAAUCUUCGCUGGUCUUGCCCUUGCCGCCGUGGUUGCAGCAGCCCCAUUGGAAUGCCGUGCAUCUGACGAGCCAAUUACCAUCGACAAUGCUUCGUUCGUCCGUGAAGAUAGCAACAGCAACGACAACUGGGAUACCAUCACUUUCCUUGGCUUCGACCUGACCACCCCAUCUGGCACUGUCAGCUGUUCUGCAAACAGCUUCCCGAAUCCAUCUGUCCCGUCCAACGUGUACGCAUGUGCCAAUGCCGCAUACUCGUUCCAGAUCAGCAGCCGCCCCGGCUACGAUCUCUACGCCAUCACUGUCACCCACAAGGUCUCCGACAGCGUCACUUUGACCGGUACCGCCAACGUCGGCUGCAACGGCCCUAUCCCCAAGUCCUGCUCCCAGACGCGUACCGGAAAGGCCACGCUUACUGCCGCUUAAGCGCCAGGUAUGGUCAUCUUGAGAAGGGAAUCGGGCCUCGGGCAGCGGUAUACCUACCUCCUUAAAAACUUAUCAUCAUGGUAAUAUCAUAGAACGUAAAUGAAAAUCUUGUCGGUUCCUUACAUUUGAGUUCACACUGUUGAAGAUUGGUGGAAUUGUUCGCGAUGUUGCUGCACCGCCUGGAUCGUCCUGUGCCACCCCCAUAAUGUUGGACCAAUCUGGUUAGCUGUUAAUGAUAGAGCUUUGGACCUUGCC
Exserohilum turcica Et28A is the source of this 777-nucleotide messenger RNA. RefSeq lists its product as uncharacterized. Bases 88 to 522 code for a protein of 144 amino acids. The record is from RefSeq and is a predicted model, not a curated record. The transcript is spliced from 2 exons. Lineage: Eukaryota; Fungi; Ascomycota; Dothideomycetes; Pleosporales; Pleosporaceae.